AUGAAGAGACAAGCAUCCAACGGGACUUUGGACGCUCCCACAUAUAAAAAACCCUUGAUUGAAGAUGAGGACAUGUCUUCCAGCGAGUCCGAGUCCUCUCUUCCAAUUUUCGAGGUUCCUGGCGAGAACAGCACCAGAUGGAGUAACACCAUCACCAGUGUCAUUAAAAGCGUAGUGUCCAUCCAUUUCAGCAAUAUCACCAAUUUCGACACCGAGACAUGUGUCACCAGUGAAGCGACUGGUUUUGUUGUUGAUGCCGAGAGAGGAAUAAUUCUCACGAACCGUCAUGUUGUAGGACCUGGCCCAUUCGUUGGAUAUGCCGUGUUCGACAACCACGAAGAGGCCGUCGUGAAGCCAAUCUACAGAGACCCCAUCCACGAUUUCGGCUUUUUGCAAUUCAACCCCAAAGAUAUCAAGUACAUCACCGUGUCGGAGCUCAGCUUGAGACCCGACUUGGCCAAGGUGGGCACCGAGAUCAGAGUCGUGGGUAACGAUGCUGGUGAGAAACUUUCCAUUUUGGCCGGUUUCAUCUCUCGUUUGGACAGAAACGCACCAUUUUAUGGUUCCAUGAUGUACAAUGACUUCAAUACCGAGUACAUUCAAGCCGCUGCUAGUGCAUCCGGAGGUUCUUCCGGUUCCCCGGUCGUCAACGAACACGGAGAAGCUGUUGCAUUACAAGCUGGUGGCUCUACAGAAGCUUCCACAGAUUUCUUCCUUCCCGUAUCGAGGCCUCUCCGUGCUUUGAAGUGCAUCCAGGAGUCUCAACCCAUCACUAGAGGUGAUAUCCAAGUUGAAUGGCUCUUAUUGCCGUUUGAUGAGUGUAGAAGAUUGGGCUUGACUCCAGAAGCCGAGGCCGCCGCAAGAGAGUUGUUUCCUGACAAGUCUGGCCUUUUGGUGUGUGAGAUGGUCAUUCCACAAGGCCCAGCAGAUGGCUUACUUAAGGAGGGUGAUAUUUUGAUCUCUGUCAAUGGUGAGCCUAUCCCAACAUUUAUCAGACUUGACGAGAUUUUGGAUGACAACGUUGGCAAACCAUUGGAGUUUGUUCUUCAGCGCGGAGGUCAAGACUUGAACGUUACUAUCACCAUCGGCGACUUGCAUGCUAUCACCCCAAACAGAUUCGUCAACGUCGCCGGUGCCUCUUUCAACGACUUGUCAUACCAACUUGCCAAGUGUUACUGCAUCCCAGUAAAGGGUGUUUACGUCAAUGACGCAUCUGGAACCUUUGAUUUCAAUAACCAGGACAAGAACGGAUGGAUCUUGGACAAAAUUGACAACAAGCCAACCCCCGACUUGGACACUUUCAUCGAGGUUAUGAAAGGCAUCCCUGAUCGUCAAAAGGUCACGGUUUUGUUCCGUCAUUUGUCGGACUUGCAUUCCAAAAACGGAUGUGUCAACCAUGUUGAAAGACAUUGGCAGUCAGAAUUCCGCAUGGCCACCAGAAACGAUGAAACGGGUCUUUGGGAUUUCAAGUCGAUUCAAGAAGAGCCUUUGCCACCUUUAGAAUUGACUGCACAAAAUGCUAAGUUUGUGGACAUUCCAUUGAACGAUAAGAGCAAGGCAGCAUGCACAAAGCUCUCCAGAUCCUUCGUUCAAGUGAGAACAAUCUGCCCAAUUCCUGUGGAUAGUUUCCCAUUCAGCAAAGAUGCCGGUUACGGUGUUAUCGUCGACGCAGAGAACGGUUAUGUCUUAGUCUCUCGUCGUUAUGUUCCACAUGAUGUCUGCGACAUUUACCUUGUGUUUGCCGAGUCAGUCGACAUUCCCGGUAAGGUUGUCUUCUUGCAUCCAAACUUGAACUAUGCUAUCGUCAAGUAUGAUCCAUCAUUAGUUGUGGCUGAUAUUAUGACCCCCAAGCUAGCUGACCAACCAUUGAAAAGAGGAGACAGAUCCUUCUUCGUUGGUUACAACUAUAGAUUCAGAAUUGUCACAGAUGACGUCUCUGUCAGCUCGGUAGUCUCCCUCAACAUUGCGGCUAACAACCUUAGCCCUCGAUACAGGGGAACCAACUUGGAGUGUGUCUUGUUGGACAGCAAGAUCGCCCAAGAAUGUGACACCGGAAUGUUAGUUGAUGAUGACGGCACCUUGAGAGCCUUUUGGUUGACUUAUCUUGCCGAGCAAAGCUGCGGCUCCAUGAACAAUAUCAUGUAUAGAAUGGCCUUGGAUGUUACUGAUGUACAGAACGUCAUCCAAAGAUUGAAACAACAGAAAAGCCUUGAACCGUUGAGAAUCCUCGAAGCCGAGUUCACUGUCAUCACUGUCUUGCUGGCCAGAACCAGAGGUGUUCCGAAAGAAUGGAUUGACAGAUUCGAAGAGGAAUCCGAGGACCAAGUCAAAAUACUAUCUGUGCAAAGGGUUUCUGCACCCAUCCGCCCAGAAGACAAGUCGCCGUUGAAAUUUGGUGAUAUUGUCUUGACUGUCAACGACAAGUUAGUCACCAGUAUGAGGGAUUUGAGUGCAAUGUAUACCAAGGAGACGCUCACCUUCCAGAUUGUCAGAGAUCUGGAGGUGUUGCAACUCGAGGUGCCCACUGUCGACACCACCAGCAUUGACACUUCUCGCGUUUUGUUCUGGUGUGGCGCUUUGAUCCAAGAACCUCACAACGCUGUCCACCAAUUGAUGGAGACCAUUCCAUCGCGUGUGUACGUGACUAGAAAAAACCCAGGUGGUCCAAUGGCGCAGUAUGGUAUUCUGACCAGUGUGUUCGUUACGCAUGUCAACGACCAAGAGACUCCGGAUUUGGAGAGCUUCAUCAGAAUCACUGACUCGAUUCCUGACAACACCUACGUCAAGUUGAGAUUGGUUUCAUUUGAUCAUGUGCCUGGAGCCAUUUCCAUGAAGACAAACUACCACUACUUCCCUACCCAAGAGUUGAAGAAGAAUGCGAACGGAGAAUGGGACGAAGUCAAGCAUUCAUCUGACUAA
Australozyma saopauloensis is the source of this 2919-nucleotide messenger RNA. RefSeq names its product Nma111p (gene NMA111). Bases 1 to 2919 code for a protein of 972 amino acids. Gene Ontology annotation, biological process: proteolysis. The transcript has a single exon. Gene Ontology annotation, molecular function: serine-type endopeptidase activity; protein binding. The record is from RefSeq and is a predicted model, not a curated record. NCBI's taxonomy places the organism in Eukaryota, Fungi, Ascomycota, Pichiomycetes, Serinales, Metschnikowiaceae.